Messenger RNA from Stegostoma tigrinum, 14855 nucleotides. RefSeq names its product IgGFc-binding protein-like. The record is from RefSeq and is a predicted model, not a curated record. Gene Ontology annotation, cellular component: membrane. The transcript has 62 exons. Gene Ontology annotation, molecular function: protein binding. Lineage: Eukaryota; Metazoa; Chordata; Chondrichthyes; Orectolobiformes; Stegostomatidae. The coding region runs from base 54 to 14567 and encodes 4837 amino acids.
CUGCAGUCGGCUAUGACACCACAUGACUGGGUCUGAUUAUAACUUUAUUCUUAAUGGCACGCUUCAUGUUCCUAGUGCCAAUCAUAGUCCAGCUGCAGUUUCUGCAAGUUGUGACAGCAUUGAAAAGCAAGGAGGAUCUAUCGCAUUCAGAAAGGAGUUUAAACAUCUGGAUCCCAGGCGCAGACUAUAUCACAAGAUGUGAUUUCAACAAUAACUCAAGGCCAUUUUGUGACUGGAUUCAAACCUGCGAAGGUGACAGUGGGAACUGGAUAAGGAACAAGCAUGCUACGCCCACACUGGGAACAGGUCCAAAUGGAGACUAUCCGAACGAAGAUGGAUUCUUCAUUUACCAGGAAGCCAGCAAUUUUGCUCCAUCUGGAUUCAUUAGAUUGGAGAGUAAGGAGAUCAGUGUGUCUGGGGAAAUAUGCAUCGAUUUUUGGUACCACAUGAUGGGAUCAGAGGACCAAAAUGAACUGAAGGUGUUGGUUGCAGACCGUACAACUGAAACAGAGGUGUGGAGUGAAAGAGGCAAUCAAGGCCCUUCCUGGUUGUAUGCCUCAAAAACAGUUAAAUUUCCAACAAAAUCCAGCAUACAGGUAAUAUUCGAGGCUAUUCGUGGGGAGACUGAAUAUGGCGACACUGCGAUUGAUAAUGUGGCUGUCAGACGUGGAAACUGCGAUAGUGAUUGUGCGUUGAACUGUAAUUUUGACCUUGACCUGUGCAGUUGGACACAAUCCAAGAAAGAUGACUUAGACUGGAAGCGUAUCAGUGGAUCGACACCCUCAGCUGUCACAGGGCCUUCUUAUGAUCACACCAGUACAGGUGGCUACUACAUGUACAUUGAAGGCAAUGAAGGCCGUGAGGGAGACAAAGCCCAACUGGUCAGCGCUCCGUGCAAUAAGACAGGGGAUCAGUGUUUGCGAUUCUGGUACCACAUGUAUGGAGUCGCUCGAAGCAUGGCUUUGAAUGUUUACCAGCUUGAAGUUGGGCAACCCCCAGUACUGAUGUGGUCAGAGAGAGGAAAUAAGGGAAACCAAUGGUUAGAAGGAGCAGUGGAACUUCACUUGUCUGGAAAAGCUCAGAUAAUGAUUGAAGCGAUGCGGGGCAACGACUAUCGCAGUGAUGUCGCUGUGGAUGACAUUUCCUUCCACUCUGGAUGUUGCGGAGACAAUUGUGACUUAACAAGCACAACGAGCACUCCAACUCCAACCAGUACUACGCCUCCUGUCACAACAGAAUCUACCUGCAGCGUGCAAGGUGAUCCUCACUACAAGACCUUCGAUAAGCAGUCACACAACUUCAUGGGAACAUGCACAUACACCUUGUCGAAACUCUGUGACGCCAGCAGCGUUCUGCCUUAUUUCAAUGUUGAAGCUGCAAAUGAGCACAGAUCAGGGAAUCCCUAUGUGUCGUACGUUAAACACGUCAACGUUAAUGUUUACAAUCACAGCAUAGUACUCGAGAAGGGACAUGUGGUAAAGGUCGAUGGAGAAGUAGAGGUGCUACCUGUAAGGGUCAUGUCUGGUGUUGAUGUUGUCCUAAGUGGAAAGUACGUAGUUGUUAGCACCGAUUUUGGAUUGAGAGUGAAGUUUGAUGGGAGGCAUCGAGCAGACGUAACCCUUCCCAGUGUCUUCAAGGGGAAGGUGUGUGGAAUGUGUGGAAACUACAACGACGAUAGAAGAGACGAUUUCCUCAAUCCGGAUCGAGUGAUGGAGCCUGAUUCCGUCAGUUUGGGCAACAGCUGGCAGAGUGGAAACGACACGAGGUGUGUUCCUGACGUUGGCACAAGACCAGAUUGUACUGAUGACGAAAGGCAGAUGAUAGAAAGUAAAUCUUACUGUGGAAUAAUUGUGGAUCCGGACAGUCCUUUCAAAGCGUGCCACUCUGUCGUAGAGCCGAUGGCUUAUUUUGCUGACUGUGUGUACGACUUGUGCGCGUUAGACCUACAGACGGGGUCUCUGUGCAGUAGUUUGCAAUCCUAUGCAGAUGCGUGCCAGUCGAAGGGAGUGAGAGUGGAAGCUUGGAGGAACGCGACCUUCUGCCCUUUAAAGUGUGGAUUGAAUAGUCACUAUGAGCAGUGUGGCUCAGCCUGUCCAGCUACUUGUGUCAAUCCCAAUGCUCCGUCCAGCUGCUCCGAGCCAUGCGUGGAAGGCUGUUUGUGUGACAGUGGGUACGUUUUGUACAACGACAAGUGUGUGCGAAGAGAUGAGUGUGGCUGCUGGUCUGAAGGAAAACAUUAUCCAGUGGGUUCUACAUUCUGGACGGACGAUACCUGUUCAACGAGGUGUAGAUGUCCUUCUGCAGGCAGUAAACUAGUUUGCUGGAGUACAACGUGCGGCACAGAUUCGUACUGCGGAGUUGUGAACGGAGUUCCUGGUUGCUACGAGCAGACCUACGGCAUCUGCAGAGUUCAUAACGACCCGCAUUACAAUACGUUUGACAAGGCGACCCAUCAUUUCAUGGGGACGUGCACAUAUACGAUCGCCAAGCUGUGCACGAAUUCGUCAUCUCUUCCAUACUUUAACAUCGAAGCGAAGAAUGAAAAUCGAGGCAACGCUAAAGUUUCUUACGUUCAGAGAGUUCGAGUAGCUGUUCACGGUCACAGUAUUUGGAUUGUCAAGGAGGAAUGUCACCGUGUGUUGGUGGAUGGCGUGUGGGCGACAUUACCUGUCACCUUGGUCGAUGGCAGAGUGAGAGUGAGUAGGAGUGGCAAAUACGUGGUCCUGGAGACCGAUUUUGGGCUCGCUGUUUCGUAUGACGUUGAUCAUUCGGUGGAAGUGAAAGUGCCGAGUACAUAUUCUAAUCAGAUUUGCGGAAUGUGCGGUAACUACAACGGAAUGAUAAAAGAUGAUUACAUGAAACCGGAUGGAGAACAAGCCAAAGAUUCGAAUGAGCUGGGAAAUAGCUGGAAGGUGCCACCGGACGCUCCAGGUUGUGACCCAGUCACCCCUGAGCGAUGUGAGCCUGCUGAGGAGAAACUGUACCAAAGCGAUGCCUUCUGUGGUCUGAUCACCAGUCAACAAGGUCCAUUUGCACCGUGCCACUCUGUGAUAAAUCCCGACGGAGCCUUUGAAAGCUGCGUUGUUGAACUGUGCCUGUUGGCAGGAAGCCAAGACGCUCUGUGCGGUUCCGUCGAAACCUAUGCAGAUGCGUGUCAAAGUGCGGGAGUGACCAUCGCACCGUGGAGAAAUUCCACUUUCUGUGCUUUCCACUGUGCAGCCAAUAGCCAUUACAAACAAUGUGCCAGUGCUUGUCCGGCCACAUGUACGGACCGAUUUGCUCCAGAGAACUGCAGCAAGCCCUGUGUGGAGGACUGUGCGUGUAACGCUGGCUUUGUUGUCAGUGGAAGCACAUGUGUGCCCUUUGAGAACUGCGGCUGCGUUCACAACAACAAAUACAACGAAAAAGGAGCAAUAUUCUGGGAAGAGGGAUGUCAGCAGCGGUGUCGAUGUACUGGAAAUAAUCGCGUGGUGUGUGAAACAGCAUCUUGUGGAGCAGAAGAAAUUUGCAAAGUGCAGGAUGGAAAUUUGGGAUGUUACCGGGCAGACACUGCAAAGUGCCACAUUUACGGUGACCCGCACUAUACGACGUUCGACGGGAAACUGUAUCACUUCCAGGGUGCUUGCAAUUAUACUGUGACUGAGACUUGUGGAAAUACGUCCGUUCGUUUUUCAGUGACAAGCAGGAAUGAACACCGAGGCAACCCAGCAUGGUCUGCAAUUAAUUCCAUUGCUCUCCAGUUUCCUGACAUUCAUAUUGCAGUGAGGAAAAAUAACCUUGUUUAUGUUGACGGAGUGAAGGUUGAACUCCCUGUGAGACCCCAUUCUUCAGUAAACGUAAAAAUGGAAGGAUCGUUUGUUACCGUCCAGACCGACUUUGGUGUUCAGCUGAGGUUUAAUGGCGAUCAUGAACUGUUUGUAGUGGUUGACGAGAGAUACAAAGGCCAACUGUGUGGCUUGUGUGGUACCUACACUGACGACCCGCUGGAUGACUUCUUGAAGCCUGAUGGAAUUCUGGCCAUGGAUUCUACUCAGUUUGGAAACAGCUGGGCAGUUAUUGAUGAUGACUGGCCAUGUAAUCAAAGUCCUCCACCACCAGCGACCUGCGAUCCAGCAGCGAAAGAAGAGGCGGAGGAAUACUGCAAGAUUAUUUUGGCAGGCAGUGGCCCUUUCAAAGAUUGUCACUGGUACAUCCCUCCUCAGUUGUACUUUGAGAGCUGCGUGUAUGAUCACUGUGCUUCUGGAGGAGAUUCCGUACUGCUGUGCAAUGCUCUGGGAGCGUAUGCUUCAGCCUGUGAAACGGCUGGCGUUGUUCUGGGAGACUGGAUGGAACAGAGCGGCUGUGUUGAGAACAGUUGUGGGCUGGGCUGUAAUUUUGACAGCGACCUGUGCACUUGGACACAAUCGAAAACUGAUGAUUUGGACUGGAAACGCAUCAGUGGAUCGACGCCCUCAGCUGUCACAGGGCCUUCUUAUGAUCACACGAGUGCGGGUGGCUACUACAUCUACAUUGAAGGCAAUGAAGGCCGUGAGGGAGACAAAGCCCAACUGGUCAGCGCUCCGUGCAAUAAGACAGGGGAUCAGUGUUUGCGAUUCUGGUACCACAUGUAUGGAGUCGCUCGAAGCAUGGCUUUGAAUGUUUACCAGCUUGAAGUUGGGCAACCCCCAGUACUGAUGUGGUCAGAGAGAGGAAAUAAGGGAAACCAAUGGCUAGAAGGAGCAGUGGAACUUCACUUGUCUGGAAAAGCUCAGAUAAUGAUUGAAGCAGUGCGGGGCAACGACUAUCGCAGUGAUGUCGCUGUGGAUGACAUUUCCUUCCAGUCUGGAUGUUGCGGAGACAAUUGUGACUUAACAAGCACAACGAGCACUCCAACUCCAACCAGUACUACGCCUCCUGUCACAACAGAAUCUACCUGCAGCGUGCAAGGUGAUCCUCACUACAAGACCUUCGAUAAGCAGUCACACAACUUCAUGGGAACAUGCACAUACACCUUGUCGAAACUCUGUGACGCCAGCAGCGCUCUGCCUUAUUUCAAUGUUGAAGCUGCAAAUGAGCACAGAUCAGGGAAUCCCUAUGUGUCGUACGUUAAACAUGUCAACGUUAAUGUUUACAAUCACAGCAUAGUACUCGAGAAGGGACAUGUGGUAAAGGUCGAUGGAGAAGUAGAGGUGCUACCUGUAAGGGUCAUGUCUGGUGUUGAUGUUGUCCUAAGUGGAAAGUACGUAGUUGUUAGCACCGAUUUUGGAUUGAGAGUGAAGUUUGAUGGGAGGCAUCGAGCAGACGUAACCCUUCCCAGUGUCUUCAAGGGGAAGGUGUGUGGAAUGUGUGGAAACUACAACGACGAUAGAAGAGACGAUUUCCUCAAUCCGGAUGGAGUGAUGGAGCCUGAUUCCGUCAGUUUGGGCAACAGCUGGCAGAGUGGAAACGACACGAGGUGUGUUCCUGACGUUGGCACAAGACCAGAUUGUACUGAUGACGAAAGGCAGAUGAUAGAAAGUAAAUCUUACUGUGGAAUAAUUGUGGAUCCGGACAGUCCUUUCAAAGCGUGCCACUCUGUCGUAGAGCCGAUGGCUUAUUUUGCUGACUGUGUGUACGACUUGUGCGCGUUAGACCUACAGACGGGGUCUCUGUGCAGUAGUUUGCAAUCCUAUGCAGAUGCGUGCCAGUCGAAGGGAGUGAGAGUGGAAGCUUGGAGGAACGCGACCUUCUGCCCUUUAAAGUGUGGAUUGAAUAGUCACUAUGAGCAGUGUGGCUCAGCCUGUCCAGCUACUUGUGUCAAUCCCAAUGCUCCGUCCAGCUGCUCCGAGCCAUGCGUGGAAGGCUGUUUGUGUGACAGUGGGUACGUUUUGUACAACGACAGGUGUGUGCGAAGAGAUGAGUGUGGCUGCUGGUCUGAAGGAAAACAUUAUCCAGUGGGUUCUACAUUCUGGACGGACGAUACCUGUUCAACGAGGUGUAGAUGUCCUUCUGCAGGCAGUAAACUAGUUUGCUGGAGUACAACGUGCGGCACAGAUUCGUACUGCGGAGUUGUGAACGGAGUUCCUGGUUGCUACGAGCAGACCUACGGCAUCUGCAGAGUUCAUAACGACCCGCAUUACAAUACGUUUGACAAGGCGACCCAUCAUUUCAUGGGGACGUGCACAUAUACGAUCGCCAAGCUGUGCACGAAUUCGUCAUCUCUUCCAUACUUUAACAUCGAAGCGAAGAAUGAAAAUCGAGGCAACGCUAAAGUUUCUUACGUUCAGAGAGUUCGAGUAGCUGUUCACGGUCACAGUAUUUGGAUUGUCAAGGAGGAAUGUCACCGUGUGUUGGUGGAUGGCGUGUGGGCGACAUUACCUGUCACCUUGGUCGAUGGCAGAGUGAGAGUGAGUAGGAGUGGCAAAUACGUGGUCCUGGAGACCGAUUUUGGGCUCGCUGUUUCGUAUGACGUUGAUCAUUCGGUGGAAGUGAAAGUGCCGAGUACAUAUUCUAAUCAGAUUUGCGGAAUGUGCGGUAACUACAACGGAAUGAUAAAAGAUGAUUACAUGAAACCGGAUGGAGAACAAGCCAAAGAUUCGAAUGAGCUGGGAAAUAGCUGGAAGGUGCCACCGGACGCUCCAGGUUGUGACCCAGUCACCCCUGAGCGAUGUGAGCCUGCUGAGGAGAAACUGUACCAAAGCGAUGCCUUCUGUGGUCUGAUCACCAGUCAACAAGGUCCAUUUGCACCGUGCCACUCUGUGAUAAAUCCCGACGGAGCCUUUGAAAGCUGCGUUGUUGAACUGUGCCUGUUGGCAGGAAGCCAAGAUGCUCUGUGCGGUUCCGUCGAAACCUAUGCAGAUGCGUGUCAAAGUGCGGGAGUGACCAUCGCACCGUGGAGAAAUUCCACUUUCUGUGCUUUCCACUGUGCAGCCAAUAGCCAUUACAAACAAUGUGCCAGUGCUUGUCCGGCCACAUGUACGGACCGAUUUGCUCCAGAGAACUGCAGCAAGCCCUGUGUGGAGGACUGUGCGUGUAACGCUGGCUUUGUUGUCAGUGGAAGCACAUGUGUGCCCUUUGAGAACUGCGGCUGCGUUCACAACAACAAAUACAACGAAAAAGGAGCAAUAUUCUGGGAAGAGGGAUGUCAGCAGCGGUGUCGAUGUACUGGAAAUAAUCGCGUGGUGUGUGAAACAGCAUCUUGUGGAGCAGAAGAAAUUUGCGAAGUGCAGGAUGGAAAUUUGGGAUGUUACCGGGCAGACACUGCAAAGUGCCACAUUUACGGUGACCCGCACUAUACGACGUUCGACGGGAAACUGUAUCACUUCCAGGGUGCUUGCAAUUAUACUGUGACUGAGACUUGUGGAAAUACGUCCGUUCGUUUUUCAGUGACAAGCAGGAAUGAACACCGAGGCAACCCAGCAUGGUCUGCAAUUAAUUCCAUUGCUCUCCAGUUUCCUGACAUUCAUAUUGCAGUGAGGAAAAAUAACCUUGUUUAUGUUGACGGAGUGAAGGUUGAACUCCCUGUGAGACCCCAUUCUUCAGUAAACGUAAAAAUGGAAGGAUCGUUUGUUACCGUCCAGACCGACUUUGGUGUUCAGCUGAGGUUUAAUGGCGAUCAUGAACUGUUUGUAGUGGUUGACGAGAGAUACAAAGGCCAACUGUGUGGCUUGUGUGGUACCUACACUGACGACCCGCUGGAUGACUUCUUGAAGCCUGAUGGAAUUCUGGCCAUGGAUUCUACUCAGUUUGGAAACAGCUGGGCAGUUAUUGAUGAUGACUGGCCAUGUAAUCAAAGUCCUCCACCACCAGCGACCUGCGAUCCAGCAGCGAAAGAAGAGGCGGAGGAAUACUGCAAGAUUAUUUUGGCAGGCAGUGGCCCUUUCAAAGAUUGUCACUGGUACAUCCCUCCUCAGUUGUACUUUGAGAGCUGCGUGUAUGAUCACUGUGCUUCUGGAGGAGAUUCCGUACUGCUGUGCAAUGCUCUGGGAGCGUAUGCUUCAGCCUGUGAAACGGCUGGCAUUGUUCUGGGAGACUGGAUGGAACAGAGCGGCUGUGUUGAGAACAGUUGUGGGCUGGGCUGUAAUUUUGACAGCGACCUGUGCACUUGGACACAAUCGAAAACUGAUGAUUUGGACUGGAAACGCAUCAGUGGAUCGACGCCCUCAGCUGUCACAGGGCCUUCUUAUGAUCACACGAGUGCGGGUGGCUACUACAUCUACAUUGAAGGCAAUGAAGGCCGUGAGGGAGACAAAGCCCAACUGGUCAGCGCUCCGUGCAAUAAGACAGGGGAUCAGUGUUUGCGAUUCUGGUACCACAUGUAUGGAGUCGCUCGAAGCAUGGCUUUGAAUGUUUACCAGCUUGAAGUUGGGCAACCCCCAGUACUGAUGUGGUCAGAGAGAGGAAAUAAGGGAAACCAAUGGCUAGAAGGAGCAGUGGAACUUCACUUGUCUGGAAAAGCUCAGAUAAUGAUUGAAGCAGUGCGGGGCAACGACUAUCGCAGUGAUGUCGCUGUGGAUGACAUUUCCUUCCACUCUGGAUGUUGCGGAGACAAUUGUGACUUAACAAGCACAACGAGCACUCCAACUCCAACCAGUACUACGCCUCCUGUCACAACAGAAUCUACCUGCAGCGUGCAAGGUGAUCCUCACUACAAGACCUUCGAUAAGCAGUCACACAACUUCAUGGGAACAUGCACAUACACCUUGUCGAAACUCUGUGACGCCAGCAGCGCUCUGCCUUAUUUCAAUGUUGAAGCUGCAAAUGAGCACAGAUCAGGGAAUCCCUAUGUGUCGUACGUUAAACAUGUCAACGUUAAUGUUUACAAUCUCAGCAUAGUACUCGAGAAGGGACAUGUGGUAAAGGUCGAUGGAGAAGUAGAGGUGCUACCUGUAAGGGUCAUGUCUGGUGUUCAUGUUGACCUAAGUGGAAAGUACGUAGUUGUUAGCACCGAUUUUGGAUUGAGAGUGAAGUUUGAUGGGAGGCAUCGAGCAGACGUAACCCUUCCCAGUGUCUUCAAGGGGAAGGUGUGUGGAAUGUGUGGAAACUACAACGACGAUAGAAGAGACGAUUUCCUCAAUCCGGAUGGAGUGAUGGAGCCUGAUUCCGUCAGUUUGGGCAACAGCUGGCAGAGUGGAAACGACACGAGGUGUGUUCCUGACGUUGGCACAAGACCAGAUUGUACUGAUGACGAAAGGCAGAUGAUAGAAAGUAAAUCUUACUGUGGAAUAAUUGUGGAUCCGGACAGUCCUUUCAAAGCGUGCCACUCUGUCGUAGAGCCGAUGGCUUAUUUUGCUGACUGUGUGUACGACUUGUGCGCGUUAGACCUACAGACGGGGUCUCUGUGCAGUAGUUUGCAAUCCUAUGCAGAUGCGUGCCAGUCGAAGGGAGUGAGAGUGGAAGCUUGGAGGAACGCGACCUUCUGCCCUUUAAAGUGUGGAUUGAAUAGUCACUAUGAGCAGUGUGGCUCAGCCUGUCCAGCUACUUGUGUCAAUCCCAAUGCUCCGUCCAGCUGCUCCGAGCCAUGCGUGGAAGGCUGUUUGUGUGACAGUGGGUACGUUUUGUACAACGACAGGUGUGUGCGAAGAGAUGAGUGUGGCUGCUGGUCUGAAGGAAAACAUUAUCCAGUGGGUUCUACAUUCUGGACGGACGAUACCUGUUCAACGAGGUGUAGAUGUCCUUCUGCAGGCAGUAAACUAGUUUGCUGGAGUACAACGUGCGGCACAGAUUCGUACUGCGGAGUUGUGAACGGAGUUCCUGGUUGCUACGAGCAGACCUACGGCAUCUGCAGAGUUCAUAACGACCCGCAUUACAAUACGUUUGACAAGGCGACCCAUCAUUUCAUGGGGACGUGCACAUAUACGAUCGCCAAGCUGUGCACGAAUUCGUCAUCUCUUCCAUACUUUAACAUCGAAGCGAAGAAUGAAAAUCGAGGCAACGCUAAAGUUUCUUACGUUCAGAGAGUUCGAGUAGCUGUUCACGGUCACAGUAUUUGGAUUGUCAAGGAGGAAUGUCACCGUGUGUUGGUGGAUGGCGUGUGGGCGACAUUACCUGUCACCUUGGUCGAUGGCAGAGUGAGAGUGAGUAGGAGUGGCAAAUACGUGGUCCUGGAGACCGAUUUUGGGCUCGCUGUUUCGUAUGACGUUGAUCAUUCGGUGGAAGUGAAAGUGCCGAGUACAUAUUCUAAUCAGAUUUGCGGAAUGUGCGGUAACUACAACGGAAUGAUAAAAGAUGAUUACAUGAAACCGGAUGGAGAACAAGCCAAAGAUUCGAAUGAGCUGGGAAAUAGCUGGAAGGUGCCACCGGACGCUCCAGGUUGUGACCCAGUCACCCCUGAGCGAUGUGAGCCUGCUGAGGAGAAACUGUACCAAAGCGAUGCCUUCUGUGGUCUGAUCACCAGUCAACAAGGUCCAUUUGCACCGUGCCACUCUGUGAUAAAUCCCGACGGAGCCUUUGAAAGCUGCGUUGUUGAACUGUGCCUGUUGGCAGGAAGCCAAGAUGCUCUGUGCGGUUCCGUCGAAACCUAUGCAGAUGCGUGUCAAAGUGCGGGAGUGACCAUCGCACCGUGGAGAAAUUCCACUUUCUGUGCUUUCCACUGUGCAGCCAAUAGCCAUUACAAACAAUGUGCCAGUGCUUGUCCGGCCACAUGUACGGACCGAUUUGCUCCAGAGAACUGCAGCAAGCCCUGUGUGGAGGACUGUGCGUGUAACGCUGGCUUUGUUGUCAGUGGAAGCACAUGUGUGCCCUUUGAGAACUGCGGCUGCGUUCACAACAACAAAUACAACGAAAAAGGAGCAAUAUUCUGGGAAGAGGGAUGUCAGCAGCGGUGUCGAUGUACUGGAAAUAAUCGCGUGGUGUGUGAAACAGCAUCUUGUGGAGCAGAAGAAAUUUGCGAAGUGCAGGAUGGAAAUUUGGGAUGUUACCGGGCAGACACUGCAAAGUGCCACAUUUACGGUGACCCGCACUAUACGACGUUCGACGGGAAACUGUAUCACUUCCAGGGUGCUUGCAAUUAUACUGUGACUGAGACUUGUGGAAAUACGUCCGUUCGUUUUUCAGUGACAAGCAGGAAUGAACACCGAGGCAACCCAGCAUGGUCUGCAAUUAAUUCCAUUGCUCUCCAGUUUCCUGACAUUCAUAUUGCAGUGAGGAAAAAUAACCUUGUUUAUGUUGACGGAGUGAAGGUUGAACUCCCUGUGAGACCCCAUUCUUCAGUAAACGUAAAAAUGGAAGGAUCGUUUGUUACCGUCCAGACCGACUUUGGUGUUCAGCUGAGGUUUAAUGGCGAUCAUGAACUGUUUGUAGUGGUUGACGAGAGAUACAAAGGCCAACUGUGUGGCUUGUGUGGUACCUACACUGACGACCCGCUGGAUGACUUCUUGAAGCCUGAUGGAAUUCUGGCCAUGGAUUCUACUCAGUUUGGAAACAGCUGGGCAGUUAUUGAUGAUGACUGGCCAUGUAAUCAAAGUCCUCCACCACCAGCGACCUGCGAUCCAGCAGCGAAAGAAGAGGCGGAGGAAUACUGCAAGAUUAUUUUGGCAGGCAGUGGCCCUUUCAAAGAUUGUCACUGGUACAUCCCUCCUCAGUUGUACUUUGAGAGCUGCGUGUAUGAUCACUGUGCUUCUGGAGGAGAUUCCGUACUGCUGUGCAAUGCUCUGGGAGCGUAUGCUUCAGCCUGUGAAACGGCUGGCGUUGUUCUGGGAGACUGGAUGGAACAGAGCGGCUGUGUUGAGAACAGUUGUGGGCUGGGCUGUAAUUUUGACAGCGACCUGUGCACUUGGACACAAUCGAAAACUGAUGAUUUGGACUGGAAACGCAUCAGUGGAUCGACGCCCUCAGCUGUCACAGGGCCUUCUUAUGAUCACACGAGUGCGGGUGGCUACUACAUCUACAUUGAAGGCAAUGAAGGCCGUGAGGGAGACAAAGCCCAACUGGUCAGCGCUCCGUGCAAUAAGACAGGGGAUCAGUGUUUGCGAUUCUGGUACCACAUGUAUGGAGUCGCUCGAAGCAUGGCUUUGAAUGUUUACCAGCUUGAAGUUGGGCAACCCCCAGUACUGAUGUGGUCAGAGAGAGGAAAUAAGGGAAACCAAUGGCUAGAAGGAGCAGUGGAACUUCACUUGUCUGGAAAAGCUCAGAUAAUGAUUGAAGCAGUGCGGGGCAACGACUAUCGCAGUGAUGUCGCUGUGGAUGACAUUUCCUUCCAGUCUGGAUGUUGCGGAGACAAUUGUGACUUAACAAGCACAACGAGCACUCCAACUCCAACCAGUACUACGCCUCCUGUCACAACAGGUCACGCUACAUGCAGUGUUUCUGGUGAUCCACACUACACCACGUUUGACAGAAGUGUUCACCAUUUCAUGGGAACAUGCACAUAUGUGCUGUCCAAACCAUGUAGUGAUUCCUCAGUGGUGCCUUACUUUUAUGUUUCGAGUACCAAUGAGCACAGAGGUACCAACACCAAGGUGUCCUGGGUGAAGUCUGUACACGUAUUUGUCUACAACAACACACUUUCAAUGGUGAAAAAUCGUAAAGUGUUGCUCAAUGGAAAUAGAGUAAACCUACCUGUGUCUGUCGGAAACUUCCUGGAAGUGCGGAUGAGUGGUACCUAUGUUUUACUGGAGACUAACUUUGGCCUGUUCGUAAGAUUUGAUGGCAACCACCAUGUAGAUGUGUCUGUACCAUCAAUGUAUGCUGGACUGCUCUGUGGCAUGUGUGGUAACUACAACGGUGACCCUGCUGAUGAUCUUAUUAUGCCUAAUGGCAGCCUUGCAACAAGUUCUAAUGAACUCGGAGAGAGUUGGCAAGUACCUGAUGUAUUAAUGGAGUGCAAUCAUGGUGAGAAUGACUUUAAAUGUGAUCCAGAAAUAAAGGAGAAUGCUGAGAAAGAUACCAUGUGUGGAAUGAUUACAAAUCUGUCAGGUUUAUUCAAAGAGUGCCACGUUAAAGUUCCACCUCAGAAUUACUUUGAAAAUUGUGUCUAUGAUAUGUGUAUGAGCGGAGGACAGUCUACAACACUUUGUUUUGCCAUACAAACCUACGCUGAUUUGUGUGCUCAAGCAGGAGUUUGUAUAGAGUGGAGAAAUAAUUCCUUCUGCCCCCUAUCCUGCCCCAGUGGUAGUCACUAUGAGAGAUGUGGCACAAGUUGUCCUGCUACUUGUACAGAUCUGUCUGCACCAGACAACUGCCUUCUACCAACUGUUGAAGGAUGUUUCUGUGACCCUGGAUAUGUUCUGAGUGUGGAUCAAUGUGUUCCAAACAAUCAGUGUGGCUGUGUGGAUGACAGUGACAAAUACUAUCAGCUAAAUGAGUCUUGGUUCACACAUGAGAACUGCACUGAACGCUGUACAUGCUCGGGAAAAAAUACCAUCAGCUGUACAGCCUGGAAGUGUGGAGUGUUGGAAAAAUGUGAGAGACGUGAUGGAGAGCUGGGUUGUCACAUGACAGGAAGUGCAUCAUGUUUUGUUGGUGGUGAUCCUCACUAUUAUACCUUUGAUAAGAUCAUGUACACAUUCUCGGGCACUUGUGCAUACACUCUGGUAAAGGCUUUUGACAACAGCAAUGUGGUUCCUGUCAACAUCACCGCAGUGAAUGAAGCACAUGGUCAGAACCAAUCAACAUAUUUGAGAGAAAUCUACAUAGAUGUGUAUGGUGUUCAUCUCACACUGCAGAAAAACAGGAGGUUCUUGCUAAAUGGGAAAAGAACUCGCACACCAAUGCAAAAUCGUUUGAGAGGCAUAAAUGUUAUAACAAAUGGUAUCUACGCAAUUGUUGAGACAGAUUUUGGAAUGUCAGUGAAAUACGAUGGCAACCACAACCUUGAGAUCAAUUUGCCAAACUCAUAUUAUUCAAAGGUGCAUGGUAUGUGUGGUAAUUACAAUGGCCAAAAAGCUGAUGAGUUGCUAAUGCCUGAUGGUCUGAUUGCACCCAGUGUAACUCACUUUGGAAACAGUUGGAAGUCAGAGGAAUACAGUAAUGCAGGCUGUCAACCAGACUACAGCAGAGAACAAUUGGACUUUCUUUGCACGCCAGAAGAGAAACUGAUUAUUGAGUCCCAGUGCCAGGAGCUGCUGCAUGAUAAAUUCAUACCUUGUCAUCACUUUGUUAAUCCACAUAUUUUCAUCAAGAAUUGUAUUCAAGACAUGUGCAAAUAUAAUGGCAUGAUUUCAACGCUCUGUGAUAGUUUCCAAAAUUAUGUUGCUGCUUGUAAGGAAGAGGGAAUAGAAAUCAUGUGGAGAAACAGUACUUUCUGCCCUUGGUAUUGUCCACCAAACAGUGACUACACAACCUGUGCUCCUACUUGUCCUCCUACGUGCAAUAGUAUCUACACAGGAUCCAGCUGUGACAAGUCUUCUGUGUGUGUGGAAGGAUGUGUAUGUGACAAUGGUUUCGUAUUCAGUGACGACAGCUGUAUUUCAGUCAAUGAGUGUGGCUGCAAAGACAAAAACGAUCAAUACCAUCGAAUUGGAGAGACUUGGCUGACCCAAAAUUGUGCCCAAAAAUGUAGCUGUGGAAAAGAUGGUGAGAUAAACUGUGCAGACAAUGGCUGUGAAAGCAAUGAGAACUGCAGUCUGAAGAGAAAUGGGCAGUAUAUCUGCAAAUCUACUGAUGUGUAACUGAAUUUGGAAAUACAGUUCUGGAACCUGUCAGGACAAAGGAGUUGAUGAGAUCUGUUCAGCAAGAAAUCAUACUAUUCAUGAUUGAUAUGAUGGUGAAUGAUCUGUCUUCAUUAGUGAAAAGACCUGCUCAAACCUAUGUUGUAAUUUUCUAUGGUUGUUGAAUGUUUUUUCUAUUUAAAUGUUAUUACAGUAAUUGUUUACGACCUUACGGAAUGUCAAACUCAUCAGUGUUUAUAACUGAAAGCUUUGCCCAUUGUUCAAUUGUCUUCAUUAAAAAUACUAAUG